UUUUAUAGGUUUUAUUGACACACAAUGGAAAUGUACUACUACAUUUACAGAGAUUUAUUAAGUGUACAUAGGAUUGUGUGAUUUUUAAAUACUUUGCGUCGAUAAAGACCUAAGUAUUUCACAAUUGUACAGCAGAGCAUAUUGUUUAUAGACUAAUAUGACAGACUAUUCUGAUUGAUUUGUGUAGCUAUAUCCGACAAUAAGACUGAAAACAUGGACGAUUCAGUGUUCAAUGGCUAUGAUGUAACAGAGAAGAUGAUGAAGUCUUACAAGGAUAAUGGAUUCAUCAUCAUUAAGAAUAUUCUUCCCCCAGAUGAAUUAGCACAGGUACGGGAAGCCCUCGAAAACCCCAAAGGUGUACGACAACACGCUUAUGACGUAGAAGACGGAGACAAUGAGGGAAUGUUCUCAAGGAUGACAUGUUGGAAUUCUCCCGGGGAUGAUAUAACUGGAUUACUAGCUCGUUCUGAUAAGAUAGCAGGGAUUGCCGAAAAGUUGCUUGGGGAGGAUAUAUACCACUACCAUUCAAAGUUAAUGAUGAAAGAAGCCCGCACAGGGGGCAGGUGGCAAUGGCAUCAGGAUUAUGGAUAUUGGUACCAAAAUGGCAUCAUGUUUCCUAAAAUGAUGACCAUUAACAUUGCAAUCGACAAAUCCCAUAAGAUAAACGGGUGUCUACAAGUCCUAAAAGGAUCUCACAAAAUGGGGAGAGUAGACCAUGUAUUGGACGGGCAACUCGGCGUCGAACCCGAGCGCUUGAAACUAGCACAAGGGAAAUUCGAAAAGGUGUAUGCCGAACUUAAUCCAGGGGAUGCUAUAUUCUUUGACUGCAACCUGCUGCAUUCAAGUUCACCAAAUACCAGCGAAUUCCGGAGAUGGAUGCUUGCUAUGUGUUUCAACACCAAAUCUAAUAAUCCAGUUAAAGCGCACCAUCAUCCAUUUUAUACACCUUUACAAAGGGUUCCCAACUCUGCAAUCAAGGCCUGCAAAGAUCCUUUGAAUAUGAAUGGGAAAGACUUUUUGGAUCCUAAAAGUUCAACGUUGGCUGACCAGAAUAUUACCAAAGAAAUAAAGACGUAACGAAAUUGCUCGAAACAUUUGAACAAUGGCGUACUUAAACACAAAAGGUCGACAAGGAUUACAAACUAAACAUUGUGCAAAAUAUAGUAUACGGAGCGUGAAGAACAUGAUU
Molecule: messenger RNA, 1189 nt
Organism: Owenia fusiformis
Lineage: Eukaryota; Metazoa; Annelida; Polychaeta; Sabellida; Oweniidae
Source: the annotation of a GenBank genome assembly